AUGGUGCAGCCAACUGGAUUGGAUUUAAUUGAUGUGACAACAGGUAGGAUUGAGGAAAGGGUGCUCGGGGUUGAUUCUAGUGGAGUGGAUCAUGGAAUGGAUAAGGCUGAGCCUAAUAAUUUAAAGUCCAAAUCCACUUGGACCGGGUUUAACCGAAUGGAUUUUGGGCUUGGAGGACUGUUAAAAGCCUUGCUGCUGUCAACCUGUGGGCAUUAUGUAAAAGGUUUUCUAGAAGAGUGGAUUGAGAGAGUGAUGACAUUUGUCACCACCACACCAUUCUCUAUUCUACUCACUGAAAAAUGUUAUGGGAAUGUGACUCCAUCCAGGGGAAUCUGUCAAGGAGAUCCACUCUCACCAUACUUAUUUCUAUUAUGUGCAGAAGGAUUUACAUCUUUGUUGGCAAAAGCAAAGACUAAUGGGAAAAUUCACGGCGCUUCUAUUUGCAAAGAGGCGUCGAAAGUUUCUAACUUAUUUUUUGCAGAUGAUUCCCUUUUGUUUCGUAGGGCAACACAAAAUGAGGUGGAGGAAGUGAACCGGUUUGAGUCUUAUUUGGGGCUGCCUACCUUAGUAGGGAGAACAAAGUAUCACACGUUCUCAUACUUGAAGGAUAGGAUAUGGAAACAACUACAGGGGUGGAAAGGGAAGAUGUUGUCUAAGGCCGGUAAGGAAAUUCUUAUUAAAGCAGUUGCUCAGUCUAUUCCUACUUACACCAUGAGUGUUUUCCAACUCCCUUUGAAACUAUAUGAUGAAAUGGAUGCAAUGUGUGCUAAAUUUAGGUGGGGACAAGGGCGGAAUGAAAGGAAAAUUCAUUGGCAAAGGUGGGAAAAAUUGACGUUAUCAAAGAAGGAGGGAGGAAUGGAUUUUACGGAUUUAAGGGCUUUUAAUUUAGCUAUGUUAGCUAAACAACGGUGGAGGUUGCUGCAUGAUAGUAAUUCUUUAGUAUAUCAAUGCCUCAAAGCUAGAUAUUUCCCAAGAACUCAUCUCUUUGAUGCCAAGGAGUCCCCAAAUUUUUCAUUUGUUUGGAAGAGUAUUGUGGCUGGUUUUCCUAUCUUGAAGUCUGGGUGUUGUUGGAGAGUUGGGAAUGGCCAUUCAAUUUGGAUUCUAGGGGAUAAAUGGAUACCGAAUUAUCCAACAAAUGCACCUUUACAUCUAGUUAAGGAUGAUGUUCGAGAGGUGAUUGUUGCUGAAUUAAUUGAUUAA
Quercus lobata is the source of this 1200-nucleotide messenger RNA. RefSeq lists its product as uncharacterized. The transcript is spliced from 3 exons. Lineage: Eukaryota; Viridiplantae; Streptophyta; Magnoliopsida; Fagales; Fagaceae. The record is from RefSeq and is a predicted model, not a curated record. The coding region runs from base 1 to 1200 and encodes 399 amino acids.